Molecule: messenger RNA, 273 nt
Organism: Metarhizium album ARSEF 1941
Lineage: Eukaryota; Fungi; Ascomycota; Sordariomycetes; Hypocreales; Clavicipitaceae
Exons: 1
Coding region: 1-273 (90 amino acids)
Source: RefSeq, a predicted model, not a curated record
AUGUCGACAUGCCUGGUGUGGCAACCCUGCGGCCUUGGUCUUGUGCCCUUGCGGAGGCGAGCGGCGCUUUUGACCCGAAGCUUGCCCUUUGGACGCGUCGAUGGGACGAGAGCGCUGCUGAUGAGCCGCCUGGUGUCGGAUUUGGCCUCGUGCUCGAGGGCGCCGGGCGUGGCGGGUGCUUCGAGGGGAGCUCUGUCGAGGCCGAGACAGCCGCCUGUCUUUGGCUCUGUGUUUGCGAGGUACGUCUACUACAUGGAUCCGUGGGCAGCGUGA